Papilio machaon (common yellow swallowtail) is the source of this 1354-nucleotide messenger RNA. RefSeq lists its product as uncharacterized. The transcript is spliced from 2 exons. Bases 77 to 1345 code for a protein of 422 amino acids. The record is from RefSeq and is a predicted model, not a curated record. Lineage: Eukaryota; Metazoa; Arthropoda; Insecta; Lepidoptera; Papilionidae.
UUGAUAACGGAAAAAUAUAUAAAUACCUAACGAAACUGUUCCUCACAGUGAUAAAAGUUUUAUAAAUUAUAGCAACAUGUCUUACGUGUUCAAAGGAGAUUUAGAUAAUAUAAAUGAGCGGCAAAAAGAAUUUAUUAGUGAAGCGUUAAGAAAACAGAACUACACAGGUACUGAAGUGAGUGUAGAAAAUGUUGGCAAAAAAGGUGACAAUUAUGGCUCUCAAGUCAAAAGAAUCAAAGUACAGUUUGAUAAUGGUAAAGAGUUUAGAAUGAUAGCGAAAAUAAUACCAGACGCUAUGAAAAUGCAAACUCAAAUGAAUGCAACUGAUAUUUUCAUUAAUGAAGCAGUCUUAUUCAAUGAAGUAUUACCAAAGUUUAAGGAGAUGCAAAUAAAGUUUGGUUUACCUGAAGAAGACGUACUCAAAUAUCCAUUAUGUUACGGUACUACGAUGGAAACAAACAGUGAAAUAAUAUUAUUAGAAGAUCUCGUUAUGUCAAAUUUUACCAUGUUGGACAAAGCUAAGACAUUAAAUAAUGAAACAGUAAAACUUGUUCUAAAGGAUGUAGCAAAAUUUCAUGGAAUGUCAUAUGUAUUGAGAUACAAAGAACCACAAAUGUUGGACAAACUUUUAAACUCAUUGUUCAAUCCAAUGUUCGAUCCAAAGAACUUUGAUCAAUCAAAAAUGUUCUUUGAACAAAUCGCAAGAGAGGUGAUAACAAUUUGUGAUAGUAGUAAAUAUAGAAAUAUUAUUGUUGAUAUAAUGCAGAAUUUAACUACACCAUGGAAAAAAAUAAUUGCUAGUGACAAGGGGACGAAGUACAGUAUUAUUCAACAUGGAGAUUUAUGGACUAACAAUAUUAUGUUUCAGAUUCAGAAUAACCAACCAGUAAAGUGCAUAUUUUUAGAUUACCAAAUGUCUCGUGAUAGUCUCCCACCUUCUGAUAUUCAUUACUUCAUAUUUAAUUGCACUGACUAUGAAACAAGAUCCAAGCACUACCAUGAAUGGAUGGAUUAUUAUCAUUCAGAACUGGAAAGAUUUUUAAAUUAUUUCGGUCUUAAAGCGAGCUAUAUUUAUCCAAGAGAUAAGUUUGAUGCCGAUUUGAAGAGAUACGGCAAAGCAUCUUUAGGUACAUCAUUUUUUGUACUAAAUAUCACAUUGAGAGAAACACAGGAGGCAGGAGAUUUGGUAUUUGAAGAUGACGAACAAAUACCAAUGUUUAAAAUGGGAGCAGUUAUGGAGAAAACUAAAGAAGCUAUAAAGAAUCGAAUUGAAGGACUUAUUCAAAGUUCUUUGGAAUUUGGAUAUUUAAAUGAAAAUUUUCCUUCUAUAGAAUCAUCAAAUUAAAUUUUAAUC